AUGAAGAAUAAAAAUUACAUAAUCUCGAAGAGCCAUGAGGCGCUGCUGAUACCUUCCACACCUUGCCGUGCCAAGACUAACGUCAUGUUCCUCAAGACCCACAAGACGGCCAGCAGCACUGUCCUGAAUAUCAUGUUCAGGUUUGCAGAGAAAUACAACCUCACUGUCGCCCUCCCAGCUGGCCAGCUCGUCCACCUGGGCUACCCGAAGACCUUCCUGGCCAGCUUUGUGGAAGAAUUUCAAGCCAUAGGACAAAACUACAACAUCAUGUGCAACCACCUGCGGUUUAACUCCCCAGAGGUGCAAAAGGUGAUGGCAGCAAACGCUUUCUACUUCUCCAUCCUGAGGAACCCCAUUCCUCUGCUGGAGUCUUCCUACGUAUACUACAAGGACAGUGCCCCUGCCUUCAGGAUCUCCAAGGACGUGAACGAGUACCUGGCAUCACCCAUGAAGUAUUACCAUCCGGAGGAUUACAAGCAAAACAUCUAUGCCAGGAAUAUCAUGUGGUUUGACUUUGGCUACGAUAACAAUGCACACAACAACAAAAAGUACAUCCAGGCGGUUUUGAAGGAGAUUGAACAGAACUUCCACCUGAUCUUGAUAGCAGACUACUUUGAUGAGUCCAUGAUCCUCUUGAAGCACAUUUUGUGCUGGGAUCUGGAUGACGUGAUUUACUUUAAGCUCAAUUCCAGAAGCCAGGACACUGUCCAGACCUUGACUCUAAAAAGCAAGGAGCAGAUAAAAGCAUGGUGCUCACUGGACUGGAAGCUCUACCUGCACUUCAACCAGAGCUUCUGGAGGAGAAUUGAGGAGACCAUAGGAUUUGAGAAGCUGGAGAAGGAGGUGAAUCACCUGCGAAUGAGACAGAAGGAGCUCAUGGAGACCUGUCUCUCGGACCAGGAGGCAGUGGGGAAGGAUCACAUCAAGAACAAAGCUCUCCUGCCUUUCCAGUCAGGGGCUACAGAUAUCCUUGGGUACAACCUCAAAGAAGACUUAGACAACAGGACUCUGAGAACCUGCCAGAAAAUGGUUAUGCCAGAGCUGCAGUACACAUCCUAUCUUUACGCUGUUCAACACCCACACAAGAAGAGGAAACAGUUAGGCUUACCCUUGCCGUGGACCAGUUUCCAGGAGAAGAUGCAGCUCCCAAUUCCCAACUAG
Messenger RNA from Pygoscelis adeliae (Adelie penguin), 1161 nucleotides. RefSeq names its product galactose-3-O-sulfotransferase 2 (gene GAL3ST2). Bases 1 to 1161 code for a protein of 386 amino acids. Gene Ontology annotation, cellular component: membrane. NCBI's taxonomy places the organism in Eukaryota, Metazoa, Chordata, Aves, Sphenisciformes, Spheniscidae. The record is from RefSeq and is a predicted model, not a curated record. The transcript has 3 exons. Gene Ontology annotation, biological process: glycoprotein biosynthetic process; glycolipid biosynthetic process. Gene Ontology annotation, molecular function: galactosylceramide sulfotransferase activity.